AUGGUGGCUCAACUCUACCCCCUCGUGCAGUCCAAACCGAUCCCUCAAGGAACACCAGAAUAUGAGGAGAAGCGUACGGCUCUCCUACGGGCCUUCUACGAGAAGAUCCCCCGCGAGUACUAUGUCUCGCAAUCCAUCAUCGACAACCCACCGGCCGACGUGACGGGUAUCCCUGCCAGCAGUGGCAUCCUGACGGCUGAAGAGAUCGAAAUCACUGAGAAUUACGACACAAUAAGUCUGGCCGAAGCUAUCGCCGCACGCAAAUACACCGCGGUGACAGUCGCAAAAGCAUUCUCAAAGCGCGCCAUCAUCGCCCACCAACUCACAUGCUGCCUCACACAGUGGUACCCGGAGAUGGCAGAGAAGCGGGCGCAGGAACUCGACGACUACCUGGAGAAGAACGGCAAAACCAUUGGUCCUCUCCACGGAGUUCCUGUCAGUAUUAAGGAGCAUAUGCCCAUUGCGGGCACGUACUCGUCGAUGGGAUUCUUCAGUAGCAUCGUGUACAACGAGCACGAUAGCCAAAUGGUUCGCAUCCUCCGGAACCUCGGUGCGGUGUUUUACUGCAAGACGAAUCAGCCACAGACGAUAAUGCACCUCGAGAGUGACAGCCAUUGGGGCAGAGUAUUGAAUCCCUAUAACAUCCACCUCUCAGCUGGUGGCUCAACAGGUGGCGAGGCCGCAUUGAUUGCGAUGAAAGGCUCCGUGAUAGGUGUCGGCACCGAUAUUGGCGGCAGCAUUCGUGGCCCAUCAGCAUUCUGCGGCAUCUACGGCUUCAAACCAACCUCGUACACACUCCCAAUGAAAGACUUCCUGGCCGGGACGUUUCCCGCAGAGCUCAACGUGUUGUGCGCCAGCGGACCCAUGUGCCGCACACUUCGCGACAUGGACCUCUUCACACGCUUGAUCCUCUCCGCAAAGCCCUACCUAGAAGACCCUCGGAUCGUACCCAUCCCCUGGACCGGGCUCGAGACCGCCGCAGCACAAAGACCGCUCAAAAUCGGCAUCAUCGAACACGACGGCUUCAUCGACCCCCAACCGCCGGUGAAGCGCGCAAUAGCAUGGGCGCGCCAGAAACUCUCGGCGGCCGAACACGGCGGCAAGUUCCAAGUCAAGAGCUUCACCCCGUACGGCGCACACGAGGCGUGGACCCAGAUCAGGCGCAUCUACUGGCCGGACGCGGGCAAAGGAGAGAUCGACCCGAUCACGGCGGCCGGCGAACCGAUGCACCCGCUGUCGUCGUGGAUCUGGAAAGACGCGGAGCCACACGGGAUGCUGACGGCGACGCAGGUGAGCGCGCAGCGCGGCGAGCGCGACGCCUUCCGCUUCGCGUUCGCUAAGGCGUGGGAAGAGCAGGACGUCGACGUCGUCAUCGGCCCGGCGUUCGUCGGCCCCGCCUCCGCCCACGACACCGCCUUCUACUGGACCUACACCAGCCUGUACAACUUCGUCGACUACCCCGGCGUCGUGUUCCCGACGCCCGUCAAGGCCGAGAAGGCCGACGUCUACCCCGACGACUAUACGCCGCUGAGCGACGAGUGCAACCAUGUCCGCGAGUUGUAUGCCCAGGCCGACUUCACCAAUGCCCCCAUCGAUCUGCAGAUCAAUGCCCGCAAGUAUCACGAUAACGAUCUCUUCGCGGCCCUGGCGACGCUCAAGGACGUUUUGGAGUUGCCUUGA
Exophiala bonariae is the source of this 1680-nucleotide messenger RNA. RefSeq lists its product as uncharacterized. Bases 1 to 1680 code for a protein of 559 amino acids. The record is from RefSeq and is a predicted model, not a curated record. The transcript is spliced from 2 exons. Lineage: Eukaryota; Fungi; Ascomycota; Eurotiomycetes; Chaetothyriales; Herpotrichiellaceae.